This is a messenger RNA of Eruca vesicaria subsp. sativa (arugula), 1244 nucleotides long. The record is from the annotation of a GenBank genome assembly. NCBI's taxonomy places the organism in Eukaryota, Viridiplantae, Streptophyta, Magnoliopsida, Brassicales, Brassicaceae.
AAAAAAGUGGGAAGCUAUUUCCCAAAGAAGAAAGGGAAAGCAAAGCAAUUCCUUCUUUUAUAUUUCUCUUUUUUCGGUUAAUCCAUGAAAUAUGGAGAUUGAAGAGAUCGAAGCCGUUCUCGAGAAAAUCUGGGAUCUUCACGACAAACUCAGCGACGAGAUUCACUCUAUUUCCCGCUCUCACUUCCUCAAUUCCGUUAAAAAACCACCUAAUAAUAAUAGAUCGCAGAAGAAGAAGAGCCAUGGCGGACAGGGUUACGUAUUCAUCAAAGGAUUCGAUAACGACGACGCAACGAUUCAAGAAGCGAAGAACCUGUACGCGAUUCGAACCGCUCUUGAGCACCUCGAAGACCAGCUUGAGUUUCUCCAUACUAUACACACACAGCAACGAACAGAGAGAGAUUUAGCUGUUACCCGUCUUGAACAAAGCAGGAUAUUACUUGCAAUGAGAUUGACUCAACACCACGGCAAGAGCUACCGUGUCUUAGAGGAAGCUCUUGCUUUUGUUGGCAGCAUUAAAAGCGACACUCAUUUCGUUUCGCCUGAUCAACUUUACAACUCCUCUCUAAACCCAACGGGAGAAGACUCUACUCCUUGUGAUGGUAAUAAGCCGAACUUUGUAAUCAACGCCUUUGCAUCGGCUUUGGGGUUUGCCAAAAGAGCAUUUGGGUUCAACCAUGUCAGAGGCGUACUUGGAAACACUGCUAUAUUCUCCAUAAGCAUGGUCGCUAUGCUGCAUCUUCACCAGGUGGCUACCAGUGAACAUCAUCAUCUACAGAAGAAAGAAUACAGAAGAGAGGUGUCUUCAUCUGCCAUAAGCUUGAACCACUUGGACGUGAUGAUGGCUCGUGGUUAAAAGACUAUAGAUCGAAUUUGUCUACACGUGAUGAACUAAGAAGAGAAGAAAUAGUUGUUUGCUCUCAUAUGAUGUUCUGGGUUUGGACAGAAACAACAAAAAAUGUAUUUAGUUUGCGUCUUGCGUAUUUGAUUUGUUGUUCAAGUGUUAAGCUUUUUGUAGUCACAAGCUUUGCAUAUGGUCGACCAAAAAUUCUUGGGUCGCAUUGUGUGUUUCUUUUCUGGAGAGGCAAAUUCUCUUGUGAAGUAUUCCAACUGUUAGGCCACUAUUACCCAUCUUGUACUCCAAAACCCUCCAGCCUAGUUUGUUCUUCUUAUGCCCAUUUACUUUGAUGCAUCACUCCAUUUAUCGUAAUACUCAAGUUUAAGACUAAAUACAUAAUAUAGAA